Molecule: messenger RNA, 2590 nt
Organism: Esox lucius (northern pike)
Lineage: Eukaryota; Metazoa; Chordata; Actinopteri; Esociformes; Esocidae
Gene: get4
Product: guided entry of tail-anchored proteins factor 4
Exons: 9
Coding region: 48-1019 (323 amino acids)
Biological process (GO): protein insertion into ER membrane
Cellular component (GO): cytosol; BAT3 complex
Molecular function (GO): protein binding
Source: RefSeq, a predicted model, not a curated record
CGACACGCAGGUUGCUUUCUGCACCGCCUAACUGCUGGGAACAGACAAUGAUGUCGGAGCAGGAGGCUCUGAAGUGCUCCAGCGCAAGGAACCGUGGUGGAACGCAGCGGGUGGAAGGGAAACUGCGAGCCAGUGUGGAAAAGGGAGAUUAUUAUGAGGCUCACCAGAUGUACAGAACCUUAUUUUUUAGGUAUAUGUCACAGGCAAAGCAUGCAGAUGCCAGGGAGUUGAUGUACAAUGGCGCCCAGCUCUUCUUCAGCUACAACCAGUUAAACAGUGCUGCGGACCUGUCAAUGCUGGUACUAGAGUCUUUGGAGAAAUCUGAGGCUAAGGUAGAGGAUGAAGACUUAGAGCGCUUGGCUACAUUGUUCAGUUUGAUGGACCCUAACUCCCCAGAGAGAGUAGCUUUUGUGUCCCGCGCACUCAAGUGGUCCACAGGGGGCUCUGGAAAGCUGGGCUCCCCCAAACUGCACCAGCUCCUGGCAGUCACCUUGUGGAAAGAACAAAACUACAGUGAGUCUCGAUACCAUUUCCUGCACUCGUCCGAUGGUGAGGGCUGUGCCCAGAUGCUGGUGGAGUACUCGGCACAGCGGGGCUUCCGCAGUGAGGUGGACAUGUUUGUGGCGCAGGCCGUCCUACAGUUCCUCUGUCUAAAGAACAAAAACAGUGCGUCUGUGGUGUUCAGCACAUACACGCAGAAACACCCCUCAAUAGAGAAGGGCCCGCCCUUCGUGCAGCCCUUGCUCAACUUCAUCUGGUUCCUCUUGCUUGCAGUGGAUGGAGGGAAAUUAACGGUGUUCACCGUGUUGUGUGAGCAGUAUCAGCCUUCCCUGAAGAGGGACCCUAUGUAUAAUGAGUAUCUCGACAGAAUAGGACAGCUUUUCUUUGGGGUGCCGCCCAAACAGUCCUCAUCCUAUGGUGGAUUGUUAGGUAAUCUGUUGAACAGCCUGAUGGGCUCGGGCGAGGAGGAGGAGGGAGAAGAAGCACAGGAGGAUGGCAGCCCCAUUGAGCUGGACUGAGAGCACAGGGGUGAGCAAGGCUAACCCCCCCCCCCCCCCCCCCCAACACCCCUUCACCUAUCUGGGGGUAGCAGAGGCGUGCUGGCCCCCCACCUCCCCCUAACAUCCAACCAGAACCGUAACAAAGAGCAGGCCAAACAUCCCUCUCAGCACUGCCUGGACUGCGCCAAAAUGCAAACUUUUUCCGUUUUGAGUUCUAUUAUUUUUUUUGUUUUUAUUUUAAAUGUUUUUGUUUCUUAGUUUUGGACAUUUUUCUGUGUAGGUUUGGAUUUUUUAAAUGACGAGAGCAGCUGCAAUCUUUCCUUCUUGGACUUAUUUUCUCUCAUCCCCAUGGACAGAAAAUAUUCAGUUAAUUUGUCAUAAUUUGACUCCUUAAAGUCAUCCUGGGAUACAGCAACAACAAAAUCCCCUUGUUUUUGUAGGGAGUUUUCUUUUUUCUUCUCCCCAUGCAUCCACCACAGGUGGAGGUAGAAAUAUGUAUUAAAUAGUUUCUGUAAACAGCUUGUAAUCCAUGUAAAAUGUUCAAUAAUAACUGAGUGAUGGAAGUGUGGUGAGCUGCAUAGCGAGAAAUACCUGACUGGCAUCGUCCACCUGGCUGCAAGUAAAAGCCAGACUUGACCACUACACAUCUGUUACCGUAUGGGAUAUUACAUGUUUGUUUGUUGAACUUCGGAGGGUUAGAUGGGUAUGCUCAGAUCAUAUACCUAGCUGUGUGUGUGUGUGUGUGUGCGUGUGCGUGCUGAUGAAUGUAUUUGUCAUGCUCAUGUGAAUGCUCAUCCGUUCUGUUAAAUCUUCUAAUAUAUCGGACACUUCACCCCACAGAUAAAUUUUGAGGUGGUGUCUGCUCCAUUUUGUCGGUCCACCUGUUUUACUGAGACCAGGCAUACAAAGCGAACAAAAAAUUAAACGACUUAAAAGAAACUCUCUGCCUACAGUACAAUUAUAUUGUCUAUCCAAAAGCUUAGUUAUCUUAUUAGGUUGUGCUUUCAUUCAAGUCUGUCUGGAGUGCUGUUAAGCCAGUUCAUAAAACAUUUUGUUACACUACUGUACAUGUUUUGGAAUUUUCUUAGAUUCAUAUUUCAAAAAAAGAGUGGUGUGAAGAGAACUGUCUUCAUCUGUUUUAGAUUUAUAAGUGCUAUUUGGGUGAAUCUUCCAAGCUACUCACAGUCACAUCCUUGAGGUGUUCUGAUUAAGUUAAAUCUUUGAUAUAAUCGCCAUGAUGUCCAAGAAAAUAAGAACACUGGUUAAACUUUUUUGAUGCACUCAAGUAGCCAGCAUAGCAUAAAGGCCUGAAUGUAUUAUUCCUCCUACAGUUUGAGUUGUAUGUACAGUUGUCUUCUUUAAUUAGUCAGUAAACAGACUGUCCAUGAUGUGUUAAUGCACAGAAUGUUUAGGGAAUGACGGUUGUGCAGGCUGUAUGACCAAAAGCUUUUAGACAGACCAGGGCUCUGGCGAGCAAGCCAGCAUGUUGAACAUAAGUUUCUUUUUGAUAAUUUCAUUUGAAUGCAAAUGGGGGUUGUUUGCCUUGUAAAUUAUUCACUAAUUGAGUAAAUAAACACAACUGAUAAUUA